ACGAUGUUUUUGACUUCAGUCGUGACGUGACUGAUAAUGACGUUUAUUUAUUUAUUGUUGUGAUUAUUUAAAAGCUGGAAAUCUCAUAAAAGCUCGUAAAAUAUUAGUCUGAAUAUGUCUUAUAGCCUAAGUAUAAAAAAAUGCGUGAACUUAACAAUGAAAAUAAAGUGAUAAAGAAGCGCCUACGUAAUUUACAAAAGAGAGCAAUUGAGAGGGGCUUAGAUGGGGUGCUGUUGAAGCAAUAUGAAUAUAUUUGUAAUUUUUCUCAUGAAAUCGAAACUAAGAGGACCAAUAAGAAGCUUAUUGCCGGAAUUAUAUCGGCUUUCAUAAUAUUAGUGCUAAGCGUUAGCUUUUUAAACAGUAUUUUAAGUGCCAGAUGUCUAUUACCUAGUAAUUACUUAGUGUGGGAGGCGACGCGGCCACUCGCCGAUUGUAGCUAUUGUGAGAAUGUUACGAAACCAAUUAUAUUGUGGAACGUCACGCGGCAAGAAUUUGCUAAUUAUGCUUACACACCAAGGCCUAUAAUAGUUAAGAAUGCGAUCAAAAACUGGAGAGCAACCAAAGAGUUUAGUUAUAAUAUGUUUAAGAGGCUGUAUGAGCAAACUGAAGGCAGCUAUGAGAGUUUAGAGGAGGGAUGUCAGUUUCUGAACUUUAAGACAGAUCUGUUUAGUUUGAGAGAGGUGUUUAGUAUGCCUGAGGCUAGGGCCAGGAAUGAGGAUGGCCAGAAGCCAUGGUAUGUGGGAUGGGGUAACUGCCAUCCAGACAUACUGGCUAAAGUAAGACAGUAUUACAGCAUUCCAGAGUUUUUGCCUGAAGAUGCUGAGUUUCCAGCCACUGAAAAUGUAUUCUUUGGAUUUGAAAUUGGAGCUGUGAUGCAUUUGGACUAUAUACCAAGAUUGAUGUGGCAAGGCCAGGUGCAGGGUAAGAAGAUAUGGACCGUGGCUCCAGUGCCAGAGUGUGACCAUUUGUGUAAUAUGUUCCAUUAUUAUGUGGAGCCAGGCGAUGUUGUUCUAUUGGACACUCGCAUUUGGUACCACGCCACAAGUAUUCCCAAAGGACAAUUCUCUCUGACUGUACAAUCAGAGUAUGGAUAAAAUAAUAUUAUAACAGUGCCAAGACUUAGUACAAAAGUGUUCUUCACAUAUCGAGAUGCCAAAUUAAAUUAUACAUUAAUUAAUUUAUAUGUAUUUGAUAAACUUUGAUAAUUAUAUUUAAUGUAUUUAUGUGCCAUUUGUAAGUAGUGCAACUAUAUUUAGCAUUAGUUUAUGCAAUAUUUUGUUUUUACACUUGUAACUAUUUAUUGUAUACUUUGUGUUUUACAUUUUUAUAAAACAUUUUAAUGUU
This is a messenger RNA of Helicoverpa armigera (cotton bollworm), 1344 nucleotides long. RefSeq lists its product as uncharacterized. The record is from RefSeq and is a predicted model, not a curated record. Bases 141 to 1094 code for a protein of 317 amino acids. Lineage: Eukaryota; Metazoa; Arthropoda; Insecta; Lepidoptera; Noctuidae. Gene Ontology annotation, molecular function: 2-oxoglutarate-dependent dioxygenase activity. The transcript is spliced from 5 exons.